CCAUCAUCAUCAUCAUCAUCAGAGGGUCAUUCCCAUCACGCUCCACUCAUCAUAACAGAUUCCUGACCACAUCCCUUCCUUCGUCCUCGUCUUCAUCUUUCUCAUCAUUCUUGACGCGUCUUCGUAAUGUGAGAGGGCGUCAGCUCUUACUUGCUUUCACAUAUUGUUCCUUUAUUCCUCAGGAACAAACAUUUCACACCUUCACCUUGUCGGUCUCACUUGCACAGCAUCGCAGGCACUGCGCUCUGCUUAGCCAAAAGCUAGCCAGUAUCGUGUCAUAGAUAAUCCCUCCCCCUCCCCUUCCUCCUCGACACAACAAUCUACACAUGGGCGUCCUUCGGUCCUUGUGGACAGUCUACUUGUUGUCAUUCGUGCCACUGGUGCUCUUCUCUCUCUCGCAAGGACUUGCCCCGGUCGGUGCACAGAACAGCUCCCCCUACGUGCCCAUAGCUAACGCUGGCUCGGCCAUUCUUUCUGAUGGGGCCCUCUAUCUUUACGGGGGUGUCAGCGCGUUUGCGCCGGACCCCAACGGGCUCAACACCGGCACCAACCAGUUUCUUCGCCUCGACCUUACUCACGACUUUAAUACCACCGCCCCGCCAUGGACUCGUCUUCCGAACUAUCUGACCUAUACAAUGAUUGAGGCUGCGCCCAGUAAGAACGGCAAGCAGUUUAUCCUUGGCGGCAACAGAGACAACAACGGCCCACUAUCCUACAUAUACGAUAUUUCCUCGACGAACUGGAUCGCAGCCCCCAACCUACCGUACUUGAGCUCUAUGAAUGGGUAUAAGCGCUGGAACGCUGGCAUGGCCCUCGACCCUGUCACUGGCCUAAUCACCAUCUAUGGCGGGUUCCCUUUCAUGUCCUUCUCUAAAGAGCUCAGCAUUCUCAAUACCACCAGUACCGACCCCGCACAAAUGAGCUGGACCUAUUCUGUCAACCAGACUGUGAUCCCGCCAUUAUACAAUCCUAUGGUCCUUUACCUCCCUACUCUGAGCAAGACUAUUGUUUUGGGAGGAUGCGACACCUACAAUGGCCUCACUGGUCGGAUCAGCAGCUGCGCGCUACUCACCACCGUGUACCUGUUUUCGAGCUCAGAGCCAAAUUUGAUCCAACCGCGGACGCUCAUGAUGGGACCAAAACCUCGCUAUCAAGUAUGCAGGGUAGUCCUGGAUGAUGGCAACGUUUUUAUUCAAGGCGGCAGGGAUCUGACUAGUUUCUUUGGCGAUGCCUGGAUCCUCGACGUUUCGAACUGGACCUGGAGCACUAUUACGAUCAAUGGGCCUGCAGAAGCAAUGACUCGCGCUGGACACACCUGUCAGAUGGGUCCUAAUGGACAAAUUAUCGCCGUUGGAGGUAAGACACCAAGAAACAUCCCAGCAAAGCAGCUUUUAUUUGUUUACCAAUGACAUCGUUGCGCCGUGCUGCGGAAAACUGUGUGAUCGAUCGAAUGUGGGCAAGGCUCAACCAUUAUUAUUAUUAUCUUUCUGCUUGAAGAACAGUUUUCAUAAUAUGCUUGCUUAACUUAAUUGCAUGCACGGCCACUCCUGGGCGCACUAGGCACUAGUCGCCAUUAAAUGCUCCGUUCAACGCCCACUUGCAGCUGACAUCAAAAUUA
Messenger RNA from Gamsiella multidivaricata, 1618 nucleotides. RefSeq lists its product as uncharacterized. The transcript has a single exon. The record is from RefSeq and is a predicted model, not a curated record. NCBI's taxonomy places the organism in Eukaryota, Fungi, Mortierellomycota, Mortierellomycetes, Mortierellales, Mortierellaceae. Gene Ontology annotation, molecular function: protein binding. The coding region runs from base 327 to 1409 and encodes 360 amino acids.